Molecule: messenger RNA, 674 nt
Organism: Cladocopium goreaui
Lineage: Eukaryota; Dinophyceae; Suessiales; Symbiodiniaceae
Source: the annotation of a GenBank genome assembly
GUUUCGAGGCACCUGACAUGGCAGAAGCCCUUCGAGGUGCAUCAGAAGACUUGGAAGUAACGCGGCAGAUGAGUUGCCUCCUUGUCCUGAAGAACUGUUGGACUUCGAAGGGCCGUUGGCGCGCGUGGCUGCGCGGCAUCCACAGUCUUUGCCGCGCGAAGGCGGAUCCGGGCUGCGCACGCUGCGCACGAAGGAUCCGCAGGGUGCAGGCGGCUCCACGACCAGAUCUGGAUGUGGUGCUGCAGAUGAUUCAACCUAUCCAAGGGUUGGCUGCAGCCGUGCUGAACACAUCUUUGGAGCACGAUGUUCCAACGGAUGAUUUUCGGCGUAUCCAGGUGCAACGUGCAGCACAGAGCAGGGUGGCACUUAAUUCUCUGCAGAUGGAUGUGGCGACAGUGACAUCACACAGCACUUGGAACAUCAAAGCGCAGGGGAUUCUUGGUCAGCUCCUGGGCCGUACCGUGGAACUCUUGGAAAGUCUGGAUCGUCUUGCCCAUAGCUUUCCGGCAGAGAUCGGCUCUAUGCCCUUUCAACUGCUCUAUCCUGACCGGACAAGCUCCUGCCUCCUGAGCAACGCUGGUUCCGGAGCCGUGUGGAUGGCACACGCUAUUACGGCCCCUGGCCCACGGUGGAAGACCUGCUGGAGCGCUGGUCACUCCAUGGUGGGCAGUUGA